Cebus imitator (Panamanian white-faced capuchin) is the source of this 1566-nucleotide messenger RNA. RefSeq lists its product as uncharacterized. Lineage: Eukaryota; Metazoa; Chordata; Mammalia; Primates; Cebidae. The coding region runs from base 452 to 817 and encodes 121 amino acids. The transcript has a single exon. The record is from RefSeq and is a predicted model, not a curated record.
GCUGGGAUUACAGGUGUGAGCCACUGCGCCCAUUGGGACACUUGUUGAUUCCAUAUUUAUUGUCUGCUGUUCCAGGGACUGGGGACUAGAGGUGAAUACAGCCACGUUUGGACUGUCUAGGAGGUUGUGAUCCACAGAGGAAACAGACUUGAAAGCCAACUUGGGGCAGGGGGUGAAGUAUCGUAAUACUGCUGUCUGUGUGUAUAUGGAGGAAGGUUCCUAGUAGCAGGGUGGUUGAGAGAAUGCAUCAUCGUUGCAGAUUGGUGCUUCUGUUAUAACAUAACAUAUGCAGAUAUGUUAGGCCAGGGAGAAAGAGAGAGAGAGAGAGAGAGACAGAGAGAGCACGAGAGAGACUGGGAGGGAGAGAGACACACAGAGAGAGGUUUUCAAAGCAUUGAUAUGGGGUCUACGUAUCCUGCCCCCCCCCCCCAUUCCCUAUGACCAUAGAAGCAUGCUGCCCUGCAAGGCUUUUGUUUGCCACCUUGAAGACAUGGAUGGAAUCCUCAGCUGUGACCUUGCGUUGCCUCCUGUCUUCAUAGUGGAGCUUCUUUAUCUGACCUGUGCCUCUGAUGAGCAGCCCUCCAUCACAGCCCUGCGGCCACGUCCUAGGCCCCUGCCUUCAGCUCUCCAGUUCAUUUCCUGUCUUGUUCCCAUUGCCACCUGCGGGCUUGGAGGGCCACCUGACGCCCUCUCCCUCGGUUCCCCUGUGACUCCAGAGCUGCUCCCCUUCUGGGGUGCCCACAUCUGCGACACACUUGUUUGCCGAGUGCAUUUGCUGCACUUACAGUUCCUCUCUCGCUCUCGUAUUUCCAUUUAAAGCCCUCUUGAGAGGUCUGUCUCCUGCCAGCAGCAUUCCUUCUGGUUUACUAGAACUCUGUUUCUUACCCUGCCAGGAAUCCAGACAUGGAGUGAGCUUCAGCACAGCCUCUCUGCAGUCUCUUGUCUCCUCCAAAAUUGUGGCCUCUGGCUGUGAGAAACGGGCAUCCUGAGUCAGUGAGACCAGCAGUUAACAUGCAGCAUCUUCCCUCCCCGCCCCCCCACCCCAAGUGAGCCUUUCUUAUUCUUCCUCCUCUUCCACUCAGCCUCAUCCUGCCUUGGGUCCAUUUGACAGACAGUGACUCCUUCAGUCCUUGUUGUCUUUUGUGUGGUGUCUGUGCCUGACAGGUCAGAAAUUACUUGUGAAGCAAGAUGGGGGAUCAUUGGUUGUUUCCACUUUUAGGAGGAAGUCAGAAUGGCUCCUUAGUGAUGCUUAGCCAAUAAGAAUGUACUGAUUUGGUUUACUAAUAAAUUUCAUUUCUGAAUACCAAUAUAUGCAUAGCCUUGUUUGAAGAAAAUUAAGGAGAACUGUUUUGCAAGUGGCAAUGAGCGUAAGACACUUACAAUCUUCCUGCCCUUGCUGGUGCGGGCUUCUGUGCUCCCUGACUCUCCUUUUGUUAAAGGUGUCUGGGAAGGCAUUUGUCCUUCGGCUUCCCAGCUGGCCUCUUGUCUUCUCACUCCUGUAGCCCAUGGGUAGAAUCUCUCGCGCUGUGCACGCCUUGCCCUGCUAUCAUCUGACCUUGCCUCUGU